UUCCCUCUCACGCUUCCCUCUGUGUCACGAAACUGCCUUUAAGUACUGCUCUCACCAUUACAAUAAGGAGCCCAAACCCAACAAAGUAACAGCCAUGGCUUCAGAAGUUACAAACACAAAGCCGUUCCCCAUUAAAACCGUGGUGGUUUUGGUUCAAGAAAACCGCUCCUUCGAUCAUAUGUUGGGAUGGAUGAAGACCCUCAAUCCCGAGAUCGAUGGUGUUUCAUCCGGAGACGAAUACUACAACCUUUUAUCCACAACCGAUCCAAACUCGAAACGAGUUUACUUCGGGAACCGAUCGGAGUAUGUAGACCCUGAUCCGGGCCACUCAUUUCAGGCCAUUUACGAGCAGGUGUUUGGCGUUCCAUGGGGACAGUCAUCUCUGGGGGUGAAGAUGAACGGGUUUGCUCAGAAUGCAGAGAACACACAGGAAGGAAUGUCAGAUACUGUAAUGAAUGGGUUUAGGCCGGAAGCCGUGCCUGUUUAUAAGGAGUUGGUUUCGGAAUUUGCAGUAUGCGACCACUGGUUCGCAUCAAUCCCUACUUCAACACAGCCAAACCGGAUGUAUGUGCACUCUGCGACUUCGCAUGGUUUAAUCAGCAACGACACGAAGAAGUUGAUUGAAGGGUUGCCACAGAAGACCAUCUUUGAGUCACUGGAGGAGGCUGGGUUCUCUUUCGGAAUAUACUAUCAGGAUCCUCCAUCCACACUUUUCUACAGGAAUCUUAGAAAAUUAAAAUACAUAAACAAAUUUCAUCAGUUCGACCUAGACUUCAAGAGACACUGCAAGGAGGGGAAGCUGCCGAACUAUGUGGUGAUUGAACAACGAUUCUUUGAUUCAAAAUUGCGGCCAGCGAAUGACGAUCACCCCUCUCACGAUGCCUCAGAGGGUCAGAAAUUUGUGAAACAAGUGUACGAGACACUGAGAGCGAGCCCACAGUGGAAUGAAAUGAUAUUCAUAAUCAUAUAUGAUGAGCACGGUGGGUUCUAUGAUCAUGUCCCAACUCCUACUGGAGUUCCCAGUCCAGAUGGCAUUGCAAGCUCUGAGCCAUUUUACUUUAAGUUUGAUCGUCUUGGCGUUCGGGUGCCUGCCAUCUUCAUUUCUCCAUGGAUUGAACGGGGAACAGUGCUGCAUAGGCCUUCAGGACCAUAUUCUACAUCGGAAUUUGAACAUUCCUCCAUUCCGGCAACCGUGAAGAAGAUUUUCAAUCUGAAGGAGUUCCUUACAAAGCGAGAUGCUUGGGCUGGCACUUUUGAGACCGUCUUGAACAGGGAGAGUCCAAGAACAGACUGCCCAGUUACUCUGGCAGUAGAGCCGAGGAAACUGCGAGCAGCUGAAGCAAAUGAAGGGGCAAAGCUGAGUGAGUUUCAAGAGGAGUUGGUACAGUUGGCAGCUACGCUGAAUGGAGACCAUAGAAAGGACAUUUAUCCACACAAGUUAGUAGAGAACAUGACGGUUAAAGAUGCCAGCAAGUACUGCGAAGAAGCCUUCAAGAAAUUCUUAGAGGGAUGUGAGAAUGUCAAGAAGGGAGCAGAUGAAUCUGAGAUUGUUGUAUUACCAACUGCAGCAGUGCAAUCACCUCCUGAGGACUCAACUCCACCUUCUAAGUCCAAGUCCUCUACUCGGAAAAUGUUUGCUUGUUUUGUUUGCAACAACUGAUAAACAAAUCCAAUUAGCUGCUAAGCAUUCCAUUCUCUGUAUAACUGUAUGUCUGGGAUUUAUAGCUAGAAUCAGUGUCCCUGUUACAGUUUAAACAUGUAAUCCUGAUGAAAGUUCCAUUUA
Molecule: messenger RNA, 1783 nt
Organism: Nelumbo nucifera (sacred lotus)
Lineage: Eukaryota; Viridiplantae; Streptophyta; Magnoliopsida; Proteales; Nelumbonaceae
Product: non-specific phospholipase C3-like
Biological process (GO): phospholipid catabolic process
Molecular function (GO): hydrolase activity, acting on ester bonds
Source: RefSeq, a predicted model, not a curated record